CGUGUCAGAACGUCAGCACACGAGGCGUUAGGAGAGAGCCCCCUUCCUUCCUUUUAUUUUGAGUUUUUAUAUUAAAUGCGUCGAAGUUGGGAGUUUGAGUUGCAAUCUCGGCCCUUUCGGUUGGUGUUAGAAGUGGUGAUUUUUGUCUUGCUCACUCUCUCCUCUACCGGAAUCAUACGGAACGGACUUUGUGAAAAUGGCAACCCUAGGAGGUGUUCACGAAUCACAAGGAGAAGUAGAAGGACAAAUUGCAGCAGUUCAGAACAGCGCCGAUAUCGAAGGCCUCGCUCGUUUCGCCGUCGAAGAACACAACAAGAAAGAGAAUGCGCUGCUGGAGUUUGCACGGGUUGUGAAGGCGCAUGAACAAGUGGUGGCCGGUACAUUGCAUCAUCUUACUCUGGAGGCCAUCGAUGCGGGUAAGAAGAAGGUAUACGAAGCCAAGGUUUGGGUGAAGCCGUGGAUCAACUUCAAGGAAUUGCAGGAAUUCAAGCAUGCCGAUGCUGCCCAGUCAUCUUCGCGGUUUACCUCUUCAGAUCUUGGUGUUAAGAAAGGUGGGCAUGGCCCAGGAUGGCAAGCAGUGCCACCAAGUGAUCCCCAAGUUCAGGACGCAGCAAAUCAUGCUGUGAAAACCAUCCAGCAGAGGUCUAACUCCCUGUUCCCUUAUGAACUUCAAGAUGUCAUUCAUGCGAAGGCAGAGGUGAUAGAAGAUUUUGCAAAGUUCGAUUUGCUUCUAAAGCUCAAAAGGGGAAGCAAAGAAGAAAAGUAUAAAGUGGAGGUACAUAAGAACAAUGCAGGUGGCUUCCAUUUGAAUCAGAUGGAGCAACAUGAGGGCUGACUUCAUUUGCCAUCUAUAGCCUCACAGAUAUUGUGUGGCCUGGUAUAUUUGAUCUGCGUAUGUGUUUAUUUUAAGUGUACGGCUUGCCAGCCCACAAAAAAUGGAAUAGUGUCUAAGUGUGUAUGAAUUUUAACAUAUCUAUAUGGUUGGUGAUGUUACGGCCUUAUAUACUUCAUCUGACGGCCUUAUAUACUUCAUCUGGUGGCAUAGCAGCUUGUUGUUAACAAAUAGAGAGUUUUUUUGUUUUUCUA
Messenger RNA from Carya illinoinensis, 1086 nucleotides. RefSeq names its product cysteine proteinase inhibitor 12-like. Gene Ontology annotation, molecular function: cysteine-type endopeptidase inhibitor activity. The coding region runs from base 197 to 835 and encodes 212 amino acids. The record is from RefSeq and is a predicted model, not a curated record. NCBI's taxonomy places the organism in Eukaryota, Viridiplantae, Streptophyta, Magnoliopsida, Fagales, Juglandaceae. The transcript is spliced from 4 exons.